GGAAGUGUGCAAUCUGCAGCCAGCGUCCGAGCACAUUAGAUAAGUGCCCAUUGACAGUCGCCUCCAUCCGCACGUCGCGUUCGGACCGUUCUGUGAUCUGUAUACUUACAUACAUAGUAUACUUACACGAUGUAUUGUGACUUCCCUGAGUUGGGGCGGUGCUGCUUCUGCAUGCCACUGAGGAGGGGGGUGUUGACGUUUGGAUACCUCAAUUUUUUUUUCUCGGUGUUCAUGCUCGGAGUAUACAGCUACUACAUCAACGCUGCCUCCGGCAAUCUCCACCUCAUCUACCACGGCUCGCUGUCAAUGAUCCCUGCCGAGGCAUGCCUCUUCAUCUACUGCCUCGAAAUCGUCUUCAACCUGAUUCUGCUGUAUGGCACUCAUUUGAAAAAGCUUCUGUUCGUGAAGAUAUUCUACUACUUCGCCAUCGUGUCGACGGUGGCAUCGGUGCUGAUCCAGCUGCUGGACGCGUCGGAGAUGUGGAUGCGGCUGGCCAUCGAGACCAUCUCGCUCACGUUCGCGGGCUUGUGUCUCCAGUUAUACCUCAUCAUCUUAGUUCGGAGUCUCAUCAAAAAGCUGAUGGUAGACGGAGACCAUGUUUUCGAGAAUCAGCUUCACCAGAUAGUCACUGGAGAGCGAAAGUUCAACAACGCCAGCAACGGCAUUUAUGAUGCCAACACCGUCGUUCCGAAUAAUCCGACUGAUGUUUAAUCUGGGGUCUCAAAAUAGAAUGAAAGAACAUGGCUGUGUUUAUGUGAGUGUUGAUUAUUAUAGUGUUAACUGUCAAAAUGAAUGGGAUAACACGGUGAAAUGAAAACAUUAUUGUGUCUUCUGAAUAAGUAAGUAUUUAUAUUUUUAAGGCGUCCGAAUGUUAUCAACUUUUUAGUAACAUUCGGAAACCUUUGAAAGUUUGAAUUUUACCAAAAGUAGUAAACUUUCGGUAUUGAGAGUGUUUGUUUGCUUUGUUGCUUCUAAUUAAGCCUUUUUUUGACGUAAAUUAAAGCACAGCGGCAGGGAGAUUUUGUGCCAUUUUAGCUAAAUAAAACCCCAAUAUUAAAGUUUACGAUUUUAUAAUUUUGUAAUAAACAAUGUGCACUAAAAACGUCAAUAACAUGAAAAUUAUUAUACUAUUAUAAAUAGGCAUAGGUAAAUAUUGUUGUAAAUAUUGUAAAGCUUCAAAUGACAUUUUAAGAUGUAAGUUUUAACCAAAGAGCUAAUUAUAAUUUUUAAAUAUUUUUUUACGAUUACUUCUAUCAAAAUACUCUACUUAUAGAAGUAUGGUAAACUAUUUAUUUUAUACCAUAGCAUAUGUUUUGCUUGAUAUGUAAAUUAAUUAAAAAAUACCAGGCUUGUUACUUACUACAAGGCGACUUUUAAUUGUUAUUAAAUUCUAAAUAUUUACUUUUAUUAUGUAGAAUUCUCAAUAAUUAUUGGAAAACGCUAGAAUGUCACUAAUGUGUAGUACUUUAUUUACUAUUUAUUGUGAUGGAGAUGUAUUUUCUAUUAAAAAAGAAGAUUAUAAUAACCGAGAGACUUACACGACAAUAAAAUGAUAAAAAUUA
Messenger RNA from Cydia splendana, 1562 nucleotides. RefSeq lists its product as uncharacterized. The record is from RefSeq and is a predicted model, not a curated record. The transcript is spliced from 4 exons. The coding region runs from base 130 to 711 and encodes 193 amino acids. Lineage: Eukaryota; Metazoa; Arthropoda; Insecta; Lepidoptera; Tortricidae.